AUGGGGGACACCUUUCACUUGUACUGUGUCCCCGUCGGCUUGGCUCUCGUAUCAUUGCUUCUUGUGUUUGCGAGGUACAAGCGUUCGGCGGCGCAUGAGCUGCGGCUGCCGCCGGGGCCAUGGAAGCUGCCCGUCAUUGGCAGCUUACACCACCUCGUCGGGAAGAAGCUCCUCCACCGCGCUCUACGUGACCUGGCCCUGCGCCACGGGCCGGUCAUGCUGCUCCGGCUAGGCGAGGUACCGACGCUGGUGGUCUCGUCACGGGAGGCGGCCCGCGAGGUGAUGAAGUCUCUGGACACGACGUUCGCAACACGGCCGCUGACGAGCCCCACCCUGCGCGUGCUGUCCAGCGACGGCCGGGACAUCGUGUUCGCGCCGUACGGGGAGUACUGGCGCCAGCUCCGCAAGAUCGCCGUCACGGAGCUCCUCUCAGUGCGCCGCGUCCUCUCCUUCCGCGCCAUCCGCGAGGAGGAGGUCGCCGCCAUGCUGCGCUCAGUCGAGGCGGCCGCCGCCGACGGCCGCCCCGUGCAGAUGCGCGCUCGGCUGUCCGCGCUCAUGGCCGACAUCACGGUCCGCGCCGUGAUUGGCGAUACGUGCAAGGACCGCGACGUGUUACUCCGGGAGGUCGACCACGUGGUUGAGCUCGCGACGGGGCUCAACCCAGCCGACCUGUGGCCGUCGUCGUGGCUCGUCGGCCGGCUGUUCGGCGGCUCCGUGCGCCGCACCCAGGAGGUCCAUGACACCAUGUUCAGAGUCAUCGACGGCAUCAUCCAGGAGCACCUGCUGGAGAGGAAGGGCGAGGAAGAAGCACAGGACCUGCUUGACGUGCUGCUGAAGAUACAUAAAGAUGAUGGCGGGCUCGACAUGCUUGCCGUUAAAGCCGUCAUCUUCGACAUCUUCAGCGCCGGAAUGGAGACGUCUUCGACGGCGCUGGAGUGGGCCGUGGCGGAGCUGAUCAAGAACCCGAGGGUCAUGGCGAAGGCCACGGCCGAGGUACGGCGAGCCUUCGAGGCCGGCGGGACAGUGAUGGAGCAGGCGCUCGGGGACCAGCUGCCGUACCUGAGCCUCGUCAUCCGCGAGACGCUCCGGCUGCACCCGCCGUUCUCGCUCCUCCUCCCGCGCGAGUGCCGCGAGGCGUGCCAGGUGCUCGGCUACGACGUGCCCCGCGGCACGCAGGUGCUAGUCAACGCCUGGGCGCUGGGCCACGACAAGCGGUACUGGCCCGACGCGCCGGAGGAAUUCCGGCCCGAGCGGUUCGAAGGCGAAGAAGGGUCGGCGGCGGGGAGAGACUUCAGGGGCACCGACUUCGAGCUCCUGCCGUUUGGCGCCGGGCGGAGGAUGUGCCCUGGGAUCUCCUUCGGCCUCGCCAACGUGGAGCUCCCGCUUGCCAGCCUGCUGCUCCACUUCCAGUGGAACGUCGUCUCCGGCUCGGCUGAGCAGUUCGACAUGACUGAGGCGUUCGGCGCCACCACUCGCCUGAAGGCCAACCUCCUCCUGCGCCCCGUCCUGCGCGUGCCUCUUCCCCGACUUUAAUGGACGACGACGCGCGCCAUUGUUUUUCACAAGAUAUGUAUUCAAUCACCUUGUUGCUUGUGUCAUUUGAUUCAACUCCUUCACAUGUA
Messenger RNA from Lolium rigidum, 1622 nucleotides. RefSeq names its product zealexin A1 synthase-like. The record is from RefSeq and is a predicted model, not a curated record. The coding region runs from base 1 to 1533 and encodes 510 amino acids. The transcript has 2 exons. NCBI's taxonomy places the organism in Eukaryota, Viridiplantae, Streptophyta, Magnoliopsida, Poales, Poaceae. Gene Ontology annotation, molecular function: monooxygenase activity; iron ion binding; oxidoreductase activity, acting on paired donors, with incorporation or reduction of molecular oxygen.